AGACUUCCGUCAGCUUCCGCUGGGUUAGUUCACAUGCCUGUAUGUUGGCGCGAGUGUUAGGCUGCUUGGUUUCUUUCAAACCUAAUUCCCCGGGGUUUAAUGAAUUAAAAUGACAAAGUCAAGGGGAUGUAGGAUCGAACUCGGUGAUGUCACGCCUCACAACAUCAACCAGUUGAAAAGAUUAAACCAAGUAGUUUUCCCGGUCAGCUACAACGACAAGUUUUACAAGGAUGUACUCGAAGCGGGAGAGCUCGCAAAAUUAGCCUACUACAAUGACAUCGUCGUCGGCGCGGUCUGCUGCCGGAUUGACACGUCAGAAAAUACGAGGCGCCUUUACAUCAUGACCCUGGGCUGCCUUGCGCCAUACAGAAGAUUAGGCAUCGGCACAACUAUGGUUCAGCACGUCCUAAAUUAUGUUAAAAAAGAUGGGAACUUCGACAGCAUAUUUCUGCACGUCCAGGUGAACAACGAGAGUGCCAUCGAGUUUUACAAGAAGUUUGGCUUCAAGAUUGUUGAGACCAAGGAGCACUACUAUAAGAGGAUAGAGCCAGCGGAUGCUCAUGUUCUGCAAAAGACACUCAGGCCGACAAAGACUUCGCUGCAGAACGGCGUGGCCUCGGACAAGGAGCGGUCCUAUCUUAUGCACAUUUUUGGCUAGGGUGGUGGCAAGAACAGCAUGUGCCAGCAUGUUGCACCGUGCUGGAACUGUUUUUUUCUACCAAAUGUUGCAGCAUUGUCUGCCGACGAGGAAUGUGCGCACAGUUGCCGUGCAAACAGUGAGCCUUCUGUGUGCCAUUCUGACCUGUGAAUAAAUGUGGCCUAGGAAUUUUUUAUGUGAAA
This is a messenger RNA of Dermacentor andersoni, 840 nucleotides long. RefSeq names its product Probable N-acetyltransferase san (gene san). NCBI's taxonomy places the organism in Eukaryota, Metazoa, Arthropoda, Arachnida, Ixodida, Ixodidae. Gene Ontology annotation, biological process: mitotic sister chromatid cohesion. Gene Ontology annotation, cellular component: NatA complex. The record is from RefSeq and is a predicted model, not a curated record. Gene Ontology annotation, molecular function: acyltransferase activity, transferring groups other than amino-acyl groups.